Molecule: messenger RNA, 165 nt
Organism: Pelobates cultripes (western spadefoot toad)
Lineage: Eukaryota; Metazoa; Chordata; Amphibia; Anura; Pelobatidae
Source: the annotation of a GenBank genome assembly
GGGCGAUCUUCUCCAAGCCGAUGUCGAAACCGAGGAACUGACCCGACACAGAUGGGGGAUCGUUUGUCUGCGUACUACCAAACAAACCAAUGGAGUCCAGAACGUGAACGUCAAAUUUGACUGCAAACGUAGCCUGGAUUCGCAAAGGGUCAGCAAGUCUUCCAG